Molecule: messenger RNA, 1812 nt
Organism: Hordeum vulgare subsp. vulgare (domesticated barley)
Lineage: Eukaryota; Viridiplantae; Streptophyta; Magnoliopsida; Poales; Poaceae
Product: receptor-like cytoplasmic kinase 176
Exons: 6
Coding region: 300-1571 (423 amino acids)
Biological process (GO): protein phosphorylation
Molecular function (GO): protein kinase activity; ATP binding
Source: RefSeq, a predicted model, not a curated record
GAGAAGAAACACACCUUCUUCUCGCCUCCUCGCUCCCCGCCUCCCGCCCGCCAUUAAUGCGCCCCUCCUCCUACUGGGGCAAGUGGUCAACCAGCUUAGCACGGGCGACGCCGGCCUUCCUUCCCGUGAUCGGCCAAGAGGCCGACGGGGACAGAUAGGAAAGUCAGAGGUGUAGUAUAUAUAAUCCGGCCUGCUCGCCGGCCGGGGUGAAGACAGGCUCUGCCGUUCGCCAACGUCUCUGAGAAAAGCUCCGUCUCCCUUGCCUGAGCCUCCGUCCAUCGAUCGAUCUGCCGCCGGCCAUGGGGAACUGCUUCGGGAGCAGGAUCAGCUCCGACAGCCCCUACAAGACCACCAGCGGCUCCGCCUCACCUUCUUCCUCCUCAGGGUGGGCGUGGAGGAGGAAGGGCAAGGGGGGCGUGAGCGUGUCGAGCAGCCGGGUGUCGUCCUCGCCGUCGACCACGGUGCCGCCGACGCCGCGCAGCGAGGGCGAGAUCCUCCAGUCCGCCAACGUCAAGAGCUUCGCCUUCACGGAGCUCAAGACGGCCACCCGCAACUUCCGGCCCGACAGCGUGCUCGGCGAGGGCGGCUUCGGGUCCGUCUUCAAGGGCUGGGUCGACGAGACCACCUUCGCCCCCGCACGGCCCGGCACCGGCAUGGUCAUCGCCGUCAAGAAGCUCAACCAGGAGGGCUUCCAGGGCCACCGCGAGUGGCUGGCUGAAGUGAACUAUCUUGGUCAGUUGUCGCACCCGAAUCUUGUCAGGCUCGUCGGGUACUGCCUCGAGGACGAGCAGCGCCUCCUCGUCUACGAGUUCAUGCCGCGAGGGAGCCUCGAGAACCAUCUUUUCAGAAGGGGCUCGCAUUUCCAGCCACUGUCAUGGAACCUGAGGAUGAAGGUCGCCCUCGGGGCGGCCAAGGGGCUCGCCUUCCUCCACAGCGACAAUGCCAAGGUCAUCUACCGCGACUUCAAGACGUCCAACGUUCUCCUUGACUCGAGUUACAAUGCGAAGUUGUCUGAUUUUGGGUUGGCGAAGGACGGGCCGACCGGCGACAAGAGCCAUGUCUCCACAAGGGUCAUGGGCACUCAUGGCUACGCCGCCCCCGAGUAUCUCGCAACAGGGCAUCUGACGGCGAAGAGCGACGUGUACAGCUUCGGGGUGGUGCUGCUGGAGAUGCUGUCGGGGCGGCGGGCGCUGGACAAGAACCGGCCGGCGGGGGAGCACAACCUGGUGGAGUGGGCGCGGCCGUACCUGACCAGCAAGCGCCGGGUGUUCCGCAUCCUGGACGCGCGGCUGGGCGGGCAGUACUCGCUGCCGGGGGCGCAGAAGACGGCGGCGCUCGCCAUGCAGUGCCUCUCCGGCGACGCCCGGGCCCGACCCGGCAUGGCGCAGGUGGUGACCGCGCUCGAGCAGCUGCAGGACGCCAAGGAGACGGCAGCGGGCGCCGGGCAGGGGAAGGCGUUCGUCAGGAUGCGCGGCGGCGGCGGGAGCGGCGCGGGAAGGCAGCAGCGGCAGCCCGAGCCGAUGGCCGUGCGGCGGCUGCCGGCGGCGCCGCUGCGGUCGCACCCCGAGUGAUGGGUUGUAAAGAUGAUGAUGUUUUUUUCUUUUCUGAAUGCUGUUAAUGUAGCUGGCUUCUUUGCUCCUGCGAAUCUGGCGUCCGCCAUUUCCAUUGCUCGUUUAGUUAGGCAGCGCAGCGGGAUGAUUGGUGACGAUGGUCGGCGGAGCUUUUUGUUUUGAGGCGACUCCGCCGCCGUCGCCGUCGCCGACUACGCUCGACGGAAAUGCGCGGGAAAAUAACAUGCAAAAAUUAGCGGAA